This is a messenger RNA of Aspergillus ibericus CBS 121593, 639 nucleotides long. Its product is annotated as putative GPI anchored protein. The transcript is spliced from 2 exons. Lineage: Eukaryota; Fungi; Ascomycota; Eurotiomycetes; Eurotiales; Aspergillaceae. The coding region runs from base 1 to 639 and encodes 212 amino acids. The record is from RefSeq and is a predicted model, not a curated record.
AUGCACUUCCUCCCCCCUCUCCCCCUCCCCCUAACCCUCACCCUCCUCCUCACCACCCUCCUCCUCCUCCACCCCCACCCCACCCACGCCAACGACCACGACCACGACGACAACGACAACGACGACAUCGACCUCUCCCCCUCCGACAUCCCAACCCCCUGCUGGCCCAUCUGCGGCGAAGCAGUCAGCACAACCGAAGGCUGCGACCACCAAUACCACGAUUCCUCGUCGGCCGAAAUCUCCUGCAUCUGCAACUGGACCCAAGCACGCACUCUCCUUCCGCUCUGCGAAGCCUGUGUUGCCAAUUAUCGGGCUGAGCAUGGGCAUGGGGAUAGGCAUGAUAAUGAUGUAUAUACGAUUUUAUCCUCCUGCUCGUUAUCCACCACAACUUGGAACGCCGCGGCCGCGACUUCCGUCGUGAGUGAGGUUAGUCGUACGGCUGGUGCCACCAGUACGGCGAGUUCGGAGGGGGCGGCGGAGAGUCGGUCUAGUACGACUAGUUCUGGUUCGGGUUCGGGUUCUUCGACAGGGAGGGGAAGUGCGCAGGCGACCGGGAAUGGGGCGUCAGGGAUGGGAGGGUCGGCGGGUGGGUUGGUUGCGGUGGUGAUUUCGUUGGGGGUUGGGGUGGGGAUUUUGUAA